GAUCGAGUAAUGAGUUAGCAAGCCAUGUUUAUAUAUAGACCGAAAAUUUCUUUCUCCAAAGACAUGAGUAGUACUGAUCAUUAGGCCACUCGUCAUCAAGAUCAGUUGUCUUUUCUCGCUAGCUAGCUAUCUGCAUGCGCGCUAGCAGCUUCUUGUUGCUAAUUCCUCUAGCUACCUAAAACAUGAAGCAAAAGAUAGUUAUAAAGGUGCAAAUGACCUGCGACAAAUGCCGAACCAAGGCCAUGAAGAUUGCGGCCACAUCGUCAGGUGUGAUAUCGGUGGGAAUACAAGGGCCAGAUAAAGAUCAGUUGGUGGUAACUGGCGAAGGUGUUGACUCCGCUUGUCUGACCCGCUCCCUAAAAAAGAAGCUUUGCUAUGCCACCAUUUUAACUGUUGAACAAGUAAAGCCGCCCAAGCCGCCUGAACCCCCCCCGCCCCCGCCCCCGCCACCCUGCCAUUGUGUAUGGCUACCACCACCACCGCGUCCCAUGUACUGGGGAGUCGUCUGCCAGGAUCAAAAUCCAAGUUCCUGCCCCAUCAUGUGAUCAUCACCCAGAUUAAUUGUCUCUCUCAUGAUGAAUUAAUAUUUGCAUCCCCGAUUUUAGCAUGAUCAGGUCCUCAUCGAUCGAUGAUCAUGAGUUUCAAUCCCCUUUUUAUCUGGGCAGGCUGUACGUACUUCAUAUAUAAUAAAAUAGUAAAAUAUAUGUGCAUGGCUUCUAGUA
Molecule: messenger RNA, 722 nt
Organism: Carya illinoinensis
Lineage: Eukaryota; Viridiplantae; Streptophyta; Magnoliopsida; Fagales; Juglandaceae
Product: heavy metal-associated isoprenylated plant protein 47-like
Exons: 3
Coding region: 183-545 (120 amino acids)
Molecular function (GO): metal ion binding
Source: RefSeq, a predicted model, not a curated record